ACGUGCAGCCGCGCCGGGUGCAGGAUGGCGGCAGCUGCGGUGGGUGUCAGAGUCCGGGACUGCUGCAGCCGGGGCGCUGUGCUCUUGCUCUUCUUCUCCCUGUCCCCUCGGCCCCCGGCCGCCGCCGCCUGGCUGCUGGGGCUAAGGCCGGAGGACACCGCUGGAGGCCGCGUGUCCCUGGAGGGAGGCACCCUACGGGCGGCAGAAGGCACCAGCUUCCUCUUGCGCGUCUAUUUCCAGCCCGGGCCCGCGGCGCCAGCGGCGCCGGUGCCCGCACCCACCCUAUCCUUGGGAGAGAACAGCACCGGCGACUGGGCUCCGCGGCUCGUGUUUAUAGAGGAGCCGCCAGGCGGGAGCGGCUUGGCGCCCAGCGCUGUCCCCACGCGCCCUCCGGGGCCGCAGCGCUGCCGCGAGCAGAGCGACUGGGCGUCGGAUGUGGAGGUUCUGGGGCCCCUGCGUCCUGGAGGCGUGGCCGGCUCGGCUCUAGUUCAGGUGCGAGUGCGAGAGCUGCGCAAGGGUGAGGCAGAGAGGGGCGGCAUGGGCAGUGGCGGGAAGCUCUUCUCGCUGUGCGCCUGGGACGGGCGCGCCUGGCACCACCACGGCGCCGCUGGCGGCUUCCUGCUGCGCGUCCGCCCGCGGCUGUACGGGCCAGGCGAGGGCCUGCUGACCCCAGCGUGGCUGCGGGCGCUCGGAGCGCUCCUGCUGCUCGCCCUGUCUGCCCUGUUCAGCGGCUUGCGCCUAAGCCUGCUCUCGCUGGACCCGGUGGAGUUACGGGUGUUGCGGAACAGCGGCUCGGCCACCGAGCAAGAGCAGGCGCGCCGCGUGCAGGCGGUGCGCGGCAGGGGAACCCAUCUGCUCUGCACGCUGCUCCUGGGCCAAGCCGGAGCCAACGCGGCCCUGGCCGGUUGGCUGUACACCUCGCUGCCGCCGGGCGUCGGGGAUCCGGGGGAAGACUACGGCGAGGCGGGGAUUCACUUCCCGUGGCUGCCGGCGCUUGUGUGUACCGGAGCCGUGUUCCUGGGCUCGGAGAUCUGCCCCUACUCGGUGUGUUCACGGCACGGGCUGGCCAUUGCCUCGCACAGCGUGUGCCUGACCCGGCUUCUGAUGGCGGCCGCUUUCCCCUUGUGUUACCCGCUGGGCCGCCUGCUGGACUGGGCGCUGCGCCAGGAGAUCAGCACUUUCUACACAAGGGAAAAGCUGCUGGAGACGCUGCGGGCCGCGGACCCCUACAACGACCUGGUAAAGGAAGAGCUCAACAUCAUCCAGGGUGCCCUGGAGCUGCGUACCAAAGUGGUGGAAGAGGUGCUGACCCCCCUCGGAGAUUGCUUCAUGCUUCGUUCCGACGCCGUGCUGGACUUCGCCACAGUCUCCGAGAUCCUGCGCAGUGGCUACACUCGCAUCCCGGUGUAUGAGGGCGACCAGCGGCACAACAUUGUGGACAUUCUGUUUGUCAAGGACUUGGCCUUCGUGGACCCCGACGAUUGCACCCCACUCCUCACUGUCACCCGCUUCUACAACCGGCCCCUGCACUGCGUCUUCAAUGAUACUCGGCUGGACACGGUGCUGGAAGAGUUUAAGAAGGGAAAAUCUCACUUGGCCAUUGUUCAGCGAGUGAAUAAUGAGGGCGAAGGAGACCCCUUCUAUGAGGUGAUGGGUAUUGUUACACUGGAGGACAUCAUAGAGGAGAUCAUCAAGUCAGAGAUCCUGGAUGAAACCGACCUCUACACCGACAAUCGGAAAAAGCAAAGGGUCCCACACCGGGAGAGGAAGCGACAUGACUUCUCCUUGUUUAAGCUUUCUGACUCGGAGAUGAGAGUGAAGGUCUCGCCACAGCUUCUGCUGGCCACACACCGCUUCAUGGCCACAGAAGUGGAGCCCUUUAAGUCUCUGUACCUUUCGGAGAAGAUCCUUCUCCGGCUCCUGAAACAUCCCAACGUGAUCCAGGAGCUGAAGUUUGAUGAAAAGAACAAAAAAGCCCCGGAACACUACCUCUACCAGCGCAGCCGCCCUGUGGACUAUUUUGUGCUGCUUCUCCAGGGGAAAGUGGAGGUGGAGGUUGGUAAGGAAGGCCUUCGCUUCGAGAAUGGAGCCUUCACCUACUAUGGUGUCCCAGCCAUCAUGACCACUUCUUGCUCAGAUAACGAUGUGCGGAAGUUGGGAAGUCUGACUGGAUCCUCUGUCUUUCUAAACCGCUCCCCUUCUCGCUGCAGCGGGUUGAACCGCUCUGAGUCUCCCAAUCGUGAGCGCAGUGACUUUGGGGGGAGCAACACCCAGCUGUGCAGUAGCAACAACAACCUCUACACUCCUGACUACUCAGUCCACAUCCUCAGCGACGUGCAGUUUGUGAAGAUCACACGGCAGCAGUACCAGAAUGCGCUCACUGCCUGCCACAUGGACAGCUCACCCCAGUCCCCCGACAUGGAGGCCUUCACUGACGGAGAUUCCACCAAGGCCCCCACCACCCGAGGCACACCCCAGACCCCCAAGGAUGAGCCUGCUGUCACCCUCCUGAACAACAGGAACAGCCUGCCGUGCAGCCGCUCAGAUGGGCUGAGAAGCCCUGGUGAGGCCGUGUACCUGAGGAUGGAGGAGAUGGCCUUCCCCCAGGAGGAUGUGACAGACUUCAAGGAGCACAGCACACAGCAGCUCUCGCUGCCUCCUGCAGCUGUUCCCGCAAGAGCAGCAUCAGAUAGUGAAUGCUGUAAUAUCACCCUGGAUACAGAGACCAGCCCCUGCAGUAGUGACUUUGAGGAAACCGUGGGCAAGAAGCUGCUGCGAACCUUGAGUGGUCGAAAAAGGAAGAGGUCACCUGAUGGAGAGAGAGCCUCUGAAGAGAACUCCAAUUUAACACCUCUGAUCACAUGACAGGGCAGACAGACAUCUUUUGCUGGGUGUGUGACAUUCCAGAGCUUUGGGGGAGAACCCACCCUCCCACCAUCUGCUUCUCCCCAAGGCCUCCCACAGGUGACAGCAUUCUGCUUCCCUUACCAUCUCUUCACCCCUGUCAGUUUGGCAGACUUCCCCUCAUUGCCUCCAGUUUGACUCAGAGCCUUGCAGUGGCCAAAAUGGAGGGAGAUGCCUCCAGUGGAACAUGCUGGAAAUGGUCUUGUCCACAGCGCAGUCUGGGACUGGAGAAGACAUGACCCCAAGCUGACAAUGCCACUCGGGGACCCCUGGAGCCCUUUGUGUUCUUUGAGACCCCCUGAUGCCAUAUUUCAUGCAUAG
Messenger RNA from Molossus molossus (Pallas's mastiff bat), 3225 nucleotides. RefSeq names its product cyclin and CBS domain divalent metal cation transport mediator 1 (gene CNNM1). The record is from RefSeq and is a predicted model, not a curated record. Gene Ontology annotation, cellular component: plasma membrane. Lineage: Eukaryota; Metazoa; Chordata; Mammalia; Chiroptera; Molossidae. The transcript has 11 exons. Gene Ontology annotation, biological process: transport; magnesium ion homeostasis. Gene Ontology annotation, molecular function: transmembrane transporter activity. Bases 25 to 2865 code for a protein of 946 amino acids.